AGCUUACUGAGAAGUCUGAGUCGUUGCCGCGGCAACAAACUACAACGAAGUUCGCCUGAUCGGAUGCAGCUUGUGUUGUGAAAAACAAUGUGAAGUCGCUGGUGAUGAUGCAACAAAACUCAUCCAGAAUGAGAGCGGCUCAGUUUCAGAACAAGACCCCUCAGAUUCACAUCAAACAGUUUACUGUGAAGGAGGACAAACCAGGAAAGAUGACGCCGGCAGUUUACGCCCAGGAGCUGCUUCAGUCCACAGAGCAGCGCCUGAGAAGCACCAAAGUGGUGCGUCAGCCUCAGGUUCUGGGGUGGCCCGACACGAGCAGAACCCUGCAUCACAAGCCGAUUUUCCAGCCGUACCCUUCAGAGCUGGUGUUUCAGAACUUCAGCCCCUCACAGACCUACUCCCUACCUCUGCUCCUCCUCAACAACGACAAGGUUUUACAUCACGUGAGGCUGGAGCUGCAGCAGUCUGAGCAGUUCCAGGUUCUGGGCCCUGAAGGCGGAAGCAGCAAAGUGGCUCCAGGAAUGACUGCAGUCUUUACCGUUCACUUCACUCCUCAGGAAAACCAGGACCACCGUUACAGACUGGUCUGUGUGACGCAGGCGGAGCGUUUUGAGAUCCCGGUCCGUGCCAUCGGGCCGCGAGCCAUCCUCGACUUCCCAGAUGAGGUUCUGGUCCCCGUCUGCGCCGUGAAAUGCUCCACGGAGAAAACUCUCCUCGUUCGCAACGUAGGAAACGGCAAAGCUCAGUUCAGGCUGCAAACACAGAGGCCGUUCUCAGUGACCCCUUCCUCUGGUGACCUGGAUGUUGGUGACAUCAUGCAGGUGACGGUGCUGUUCCAGCCCAGGACUGUUGGAGACCAUCAGCAGGACCUGCUUCUGCACUACCACACGGGUGAAGAUGUGUUCAUCAGCUUGUGUGGGACAUGUGAGGAGUUAAAGGUCCGUCUGGACACGGACGUCCUGCAGCUGAAGAGCACUUUCAUCAACAUGUCCAACGCUCACAUCGUGUCUUUAACCAACCGCUGGGAUGUUUGUCUUCAUUACCGCUGGACAGAGUGGAGCAGCCAUCAGGUGGAAGACCUGGUCUCUGUCAGGGAGAACCACGUGCUCCUGCAGGAGGAGGAGGAGGAGAAAGAGUCUAACCCCUCAGCGAUUCAUCACCUCCCACUACUGUCCAGAUCCCCACAGGAGACCAGAGACCAGGACCACCUGCUGCCCCUGUCGGACGGCUGUAUAACCGUGGAGCCGUUGGAGGGGGAGAUAUUCCCAAACACCACAGCCAGGUUUAUUAUCGUCUUCCAGCCUGAGGAGGCCAAACUUUACCAGCACACCAUCUACUGUGACGUAGCAGGCCGUGAGUCCCGGUUACCCCUCACCGUACAGGGUGAGGGUCUCGGACCAGAUCUCCAGCUCAGUUGUACCCUGAUCAAUCUGGAAAAUGUGUUUAUAGAUCAACAAACACGUUCUGAGGUGCAGCUGUUCAACAAUGGGCCUAUCGACGCCCCCUUCAGGUUUCGCAGCAGCAGCAGCAGGUUUGGCGGAUGUUUCUCCUUCAGUCCAGAGGAAGGCCUGGUUCCCCCCGGGGCCUGCCAGGCUGUGGAGGUCCUCUUCCAGAGUCCCACAUUAGGACGUUUCUCUGAGGACGUGCUGCUAACUGUCCCAGGACAGCCUCGACCUCCUGCCUUAACCUUCAGGGGUUCUGUCAUCGGCCCCACGUUUCAUUUUGAUGUUCCUGAGCUCAGUUUUGGAGACGUAGCUUUCGGUUUCCCAGCUACGGUGACGUGCACGCUCUUUAACACAUCCUUCGUGCCCAUGACCUUCGCCCUCCGGGUCUUUGGGGAUGGAUCAGAGUCCCCCAGUGUCAACAGCACCGACCAGGUGUCUGAUUUAUCCCUGAAGAGGUGGCAAGGACACGCAGCUCCACGCCGUCUCGUGGAGUUCACCAUCAGCCCCGCUGCUGGCUCCGUGCGCUCCAUGUCUCAGGAAACCAUUCAGGUGACGCUGUGCUCCAACACUGUUAAAACGUACAAUGUGGUCCUGGUGGCUAAGGUGGACUUUGUUGAAGAGGAAUCAUAUCUUCCUAUCAAAGCCAGGUGUGUAGUGCCUGACGUUACCGUUGAAACUCCAGUUUUGGACGUCCAAAGAUGUUACCUGAACCACCCCAGAGAGCUGACAGUGAAGCUGAUCAACUCCAGCGACCUGCCCGCCUGCUACGGCCUGCUGGAUCAGGAAAAUGAGGAAGAUCCACCGUUGGUUUUUGAAAGUCCAGCUCCCAGAGGAGUUCUUCUUCCUGGCCGAUCAGAAGAACUUCCUGUGGUCCUGCUGGUGAAGGCUGUAGGGGAGCUGCGUUGCUCUCUACGUGUCGCUGUGUUCGGCAGACCCCAGCCUCUGGAGGUGGUUCUGUCGUGUGUUGGGCAGGGACCGGUUGUUCACGUUUCCAGCACUCAGCUGCAGUUUGGCAGAGUUCCUGUUCUGACAGACGUCAUUCAAACCCUGCAACUGUUCAACCAGUCGCCCAUCCCAGCCCGCUUCAGUACCGCCACGGGCUGCAAAAGGCCUUUCUGGCGCGUUGAGCCCAGUGAAGGAGAAGUUCUACCAGAGAGCCAGUUCGAGCUGAAGAUAGUGGUACACCUGAAGGACACACUUCUCUUCCAGGACAAGCUGGAGGUGUCCAUACGGGACAGCAGGACCCACGUGGUGUCCGUGUCGGCCUCAGGAACCGGGACCAUCAUCGUCAGCGACAAGCCUUUUGGGUCCAGUCUUGACCUGGGCACACAUUUCAGCCACAAUUUGGUCACGUACCACUUCAAACUGACCAACCAUGGCCAACGAGUCCACCGGAUGUUCUGGAAGACUGAAAGCCUCGGCAGUGGGAGAAGCUUCCUGCCCCCACUCAGCUCUCCCAAACAGAAACCUCCUCUGAGCCGGGGGGCUUUGGUCUCCAACAGGAAGCAGUCAGGACUGAGCCUCAGCUCGCCUCGCGUGGAGCUCUUUCCAGGCGACUCAUUUGACAUGGAGCUCACAGCCACCUCUGACACCCCCAAGGUCAUAAAAGAGCGCCUGGUGUGCCAAGGCAUCAUCGGGCCCGAGGGCUGCCAGGAGACCCUCAUGUCUGUGAACGUGAGCUGUCGCUUUGUGGAGCCCGUGCUCCGUUUCUCCUCAAAGCAGCUGAACUUCUGCAGGAGGAAGGUGGAGGGCAGGGGCCUGCAGCCGGCGUACGAGAAGCUGGUUGUGAAGAACGUGUCGUCUCUGCCUCUGUCCUUGGAGCUGUCGCUGGCUGAGCCUUUCUACCUGUGUGAAGCUCAGUUAGAGAACAGCUCAACUACCAAGAAGAGACACAAAUCAGACGAAGAAGAAACACUCAGAGAUCCUCAGGGAUCCUCCCAUCCCCGGGCCGGGUGCAGACGACCAGAGCAGGCUGCCGCAGAGCAGGCUGCCGCGCCCUGUACACGUGUUUUCAACAUCGCUCCAAUGUUGGGUGUCCUGCAGCCUGGAGAGAGUGCCAUCGUUACAUUCUCCUUCUUCAGUCCUGAGAACGUCAGCAGAGAGGCGGUUGCUGACUGUCACGUAGAAGACGGACCGACGUAUGAAGUCAAACUCAGAGGACAAACAUCAGAGAUCAGCUACAGGCUCGAACCUGCACACCUGAACUUUGGCCUGCAGCUUUUUUACAAUGUUGGAGAGGUUGAAAUGAUUGUGAGGAAUACUGGAAAGGUAGGUUUUGAUUUCAGCGUCACGUACCCUGAAGGUGAAGAACAGAAGGAUGAGGGUGAACAAGGUGCAAGACGUCAUAUGAAGGUCAGACCCGGGAGGCCAGUGGUGUGUCCAGCUGCGGGUUCCAUCGAGGCUGGCCAUGAGAAACACCUGCGUGUGUUGUACCUGCCAGGUGUCCCUCAGGUGUUUGAGAAGCUGCUCUGGCUGCAGGUCGCCUCUCAAACACCUGAGCAGAUCACUCUGAGCGGGGAGGGAGUGUUCCCCAGAAUCACUCUGAAUCUGCCACAAACCCCGAUCUGUGGGUUUCCUGCAGCAGAGGAGCGCGACAGUGAGGAGGUGCAGGAGGCCGAGCGGGGCAGAGAAAACUCUGCUGCUCCCCACUCACAGUGGUUUAAACUGAGCAACUGUGAGCUCUCAGAUUACCUCCUGGACUUUGGGAUUGUAAUUCCUGAAGGAUCUGUGAGUCAAACUGUAACGAUGACCAAUAACAGUUUGAUACCAGCGUCCUUCAGGACCAACUGUAAACACCUUACAGGAACAGGGUUUUCAGCUGAGUUUCAGCAGCCGAGGACCCUGCUCUGCAGCCAAACCCAGACCUUCACCGUUAAGUUUGAUCCUAAAGAAGGCCUGGCUCCGGGGAGGAGGAGCGCUCUCCUGCUGAUCCAGGUUUCAGGUGGACCUCAGGUGAAGGUGCGGCUGUGCGCCGACGUCAUCGUGCCGACCAUCACGGUCUCCACAGAGAGACUGCAGUUUGACACGGUGCAGUGCUGCAUGUGUCAGAUCCAGACCGUCCAGCUGAUGAACAACGGGCUUGUUGAGAGUCAGUGGCGUCUGGCAGAGGAGGGGAAACCUGUCAAGGUGGAGGGUAAUAAAUUCCCCCUUUGGUCCAGGGGUCAAAGGAUUAAAGGGUUAAAGGAGUGGGGGUCUCCGGUGUUUAAGGCUCUUCCCUGCAGAGGAGUGCUGAACCCUGGUGACCGAGUUAAUGUCCACAUCAAGUUCAGUCCUGCAGAGGAGCGUUCUUACAGCAGGCGGCUGAAGCUUCGUGUGCUCCACAACACUCAGCCACUGUUCAUCACAGCUCAGGGUCAGGGGGCGGAGCCACAACUUGAGUUCUGCCCGUCAGACCUGAAGCUGGGACCUUGUGUUCCUCUCAACAUGGAGGCAGAGGUUGAGGUCCUGGUCAAAAACCACAGCUUGUUCCCCGUCGAGUUUUACUGCCUGGAGUUUGACCAAGAACACCUCAGAGAGGAGGAGGUCUUGCGUCUGAUGCCUGGAUAUGAUGAGAAGAACACGCUGCUGCUUCCUCCGAGGGUCCCUGGACAGGGUCUUCCUUCAGAGCUGCUGGACCACUACAAGGACCUGUGCUCCCAGCUGAAAGGCAACGAGCUGAGUGCUGAAGGAGCUAAUGAUAAAAGUCAGAACGACUCGAGGAAAACGGAGGAUCGUAAUGUCCGAACAGAGACCAACAACUUCAACGUGACGCCCGAUGAUUUCUUUUUCCGAGGGUUAUUCAGAAACGGUCAGAGACCAGGACAACAGCUGAGCCCUGUAAUCCUGGCCCUCACCCGCCACAUGGGCCUGGACCUGCCCCCUGACACACUGUCAACACAGAACCACAGAGGCAUUUAUAUCAUCGUCCACGGAGCCCCUCAGAGCGAUAAAAGCGGCACAGCUGCUGCUCUGGCAGCUCACUACGGAGCAGCGCUUCUGAGCGUCGAUGCCGUGGUCACAGACCUCAUCCAGAAUGGUUCCUCAGCUGUUAGCCUUUCAGCAAGGCAGCUCUAUAACACUGCAGCUGAAGCAUACGCUCAGGGCCAAACUGCAGACACAACACCAUCAGAACCUGCUGCAGAGACACAGAACUGCAGAAGAGACGUCUCCAGAACCUUCCAGGAGACAGAAGAAGUCUCUGACUCCUCUGAGUUACAACAACUGGACGUUUCCACACUCAGCAGCCUCCUGCCUGAACAGAUGCUAGUUGAAAUCCUGGUGGAGAGACUUCAGUUAACUGACUGUCACCCUGGAGUAGUUAUUGAUGGCCUGAAGUCACUGUACACUCACUCUCCAUCAAGCACACUCCAGAUCAUUCUGAAGGCUCUUAAUAACCGAAAACACAUCUACGUAGUUAAUUUAUGUGACACCUACGAGGCCCUGAAGGCUCGGGAAAACCAGCAGAGAGCAGCUGAAGAAGCCCUGCAGAAAGAGAGAGCUCUCAGGGAGGAGAGCUGGCUGUGGGAAAUGGACCAGGACACAUUUGACUCUCUGCCAGAAGACGAGAGAGAGCGUGUCACCCAGAAACACUCGAUGGUGCUUCGACAGCGGAGGGAGCUCGAACAGAUGUCAAACGAAGAGAAGAGGCUGAGAGAGGAUGAACUGAGGAAAAAUAAUACAAAAGCAGGAAAGAAAGAUGCUGAUGAUGUUUCCAAGAAGAAAAUCCUGAUGAACGGGAAGCAGUCAGCUAUGCCAAACGUCCUGAGGAAGUCUUCGUUGAGCGACUCUAAACAGUCCCUUGUGGACACAAAAGAAGAACAAAAUGUGACCAAAGCUGCAGAGUCGUCUCAAUCACCUCACAAAACGGAGAGGAAAAAGGACGAGCUGCAGCGGCACUUUGCUGAAUAUGAGCAGAUCCAGGCUGCAGUGGAGCACAUCCUGCAGCACUGGGACCGAACCCAGGGCCUUUUACUGGUUCCUGUUAGUGGUGAAGAAGUCCAGCCAGGACCGGAUGAUGCCACGACAAAGAGACAGGCUCCCGGUGCUAAAAAGAGUAAAAAAGGCACCAAUAAGAUCGUGUCUCCCUCGCUCAGUCAACCAGCAGUUGAAACCAACACAGGAGACAUGGAGACUUGUCCACACCUCGUCCCUCACAUCGUCCUGAAUGUAACCAGCAGCUUCUCAGAGCUGCUGAGCUCCCUGCCUCCUCUGGAGGAGGUUUUGGAUAACUCCAGCGAGCCACCAGUCCUUCCCCCGACCACCUUCUCUGUUGUUCCUUUCCCAAAACUCAGAGAACCAGCUCAGCUUCAGCAGACCUGUUUCACCUUCCUGGAUCCGUCAGCGCUCAGAGAGGAAGAGGAGAAAGAGGCUGAGGAGGAAAUUCUUACAAAGCAAAAGGUGAUCCACAGAACCCGGAACAAAAAGGGAAAGAAGGCGAUGGAGAGCGACAGGAACAAGUUGGAUGUGUCUCGCUCGCUCUCACAACCCUCCACUUCUGAGUUAAACCCCCACGAGCAGCACCAACACCAGCUGGAGAGGAAACUCAGGCAGAGACUUACAUCUUGGAGAUGGGUUUUACCUGCUGGAGGUGAGGUUGCUCUGAAGAUUUGGUUUUACUCGGAGUCUCCAGGAGUGUUUGAGCAGACCUUCCAGUUUGAGCUGGCAGGCUGCCACAAACUUUACCAGCUGUCCUGCAAAGGCCGGAGCUGCUACCCCUCCAUCUGCACAGAUCACAAAACCCUUUUCGCUCACAGUAAGAAGGUGCCACAAGUAAAGAAAGGACUUCAGAAGUCCUACGUUAUCAAAGAGAAGUGCUUUGAGUUUGGACCUUUGCUUUGCUGCAAGACCAGAGACAGAUUCAAGAUGAACCCGUUUCCUGAGAACUCUGAAAAGCUGGUGAUUCAGAACCAAUCAGUUCUGGAGGCAGAGGUAAAAUUCAGUUUCCUCCAGGACACCCAGGCCGCCACGUAUCUGCUGGACCCCCCAGCGAUGACCCUCGCACCGUCCCAGAAACAGGAGCUGACAGUCUGGGCCUACCCCACAAAGCCGGAACAAAUCAAGGACAGUCUGGUUUGUAACAUCAAGGACAACCCUGAGCCCAUCUCCAUCCACUUCUCCUGCUGGGGGGUGUGGCCAGAGCUGGAGCUGGAGAGGAAGCAGCUGUACUUAGGCAGGAUUCCACUCAACAGAGAGCAGAGUUGCAGCGUGAUGAUGUACAAUAAGACGGCUCUGCCUGUAUCCUGGAGGCUGCAGAGGAUGGAGGAUUUAGGAGACGAGUUUGUGGUGCCAGUGGACCGGGGCGUCAUUGCCUCCAACUCGUCUUCCCCUUUCACCGUGCACGUCAUCCCUCGAAGGCUCGGCGUCAUCAAAAAGACCCUGUUUCUGGAGGUUUCUGAUGAGAAGAACGUCCUGGGAAUCCUACAGACUGAAAAGAUUUGCUUCUCUGCUAUAAAAGAAAAUCACACGAGUUAAAGGAUUUAGAAGAGUU
Austrofundulus limnaeus is the source of this 7911-nucleotide messenger RNA. It is a transcript of the gene hydin, whose product is annotated as HYDIN axonemal central pair apparatus protein. The record is from RefSeq and is a predicted model, not a curated record. Lineage: Eukaryota; Metazoa; Chordata; Actinopteri; Cyprinodontiformes; Rivulidae. Gene Ontology annotation, biological process: axonemal central apparatus assembly; cilium movement. Gene Ontology annotation, cellular component: axoneme.